AUGCACUUCACCAACGCCGCCAUCCUCCUGCUGGGUGCCCUGCAGCCCGCUCUCGGCAAGCCUGCCCUCCUGCACCGCGCGGGCGACGGAACCCAAAAUGAGAUUCUGUCGCAGUGGCUGACGGCCACCGAGACCGUAAUCAACUUCUUCGCCCCGAGCCCCGGGUGCGGCAACAACCGCGCCUGGGUCGGCGUCUGGCCCGUCGACGCCUGCAACCCCUACUGGGCCGACUUCAAGACGUGGCAGUACGUCGAGCCCACCACGGGCUACGACCUGCGCACCGUCAAGUUCAACAACGCCGAGCUCGGCGUCGGCGAGUACAAGGCCGCCUUUGUCUGCGAGGACGGCAAGAGGUCGCCAUGGAUGGUCUCCGAGACCUUCAAGGUCGAUGCGGCACCCCGAGAGGAAAAGGGCUGGUGCGUGCACCGCCAGUCUACAUACAACACGGCCUGGACAUAUACGGCAUGCGACAAGGUCAAGGACGGCCUUUGCUUUGACUGCGCCUUUGGCGGUAGCUGCAUCGCAUGCAGCGACUGCAAGGACCAGUGUGAGCUUUCCGAAUAA
Molecule: messenger RNA, 564 nt
Organism: Akanthomyces muscarius
Lineage: Eukaryota; Fungi; Ascomycota; Sordariomycetes; Hypocreales; Cordycipitaceae
Exons: 1
Coding region: 1-564 (187 amino acids)
Source: RefSeq, a predicted model, not a curated record